This is a messenger RNA of Lactuca virosa, 483 nucleotides long. The record is from the annotation of a GenBank genome assembly. Lineage: Eukaryota; Viridiplantae; Streptophyta; Magnoliopsida; Asterales; Asteraceae.
AUGGAAAAGGUUUCGCAGCUGGAGAUUGCGUGUUCAGAAAAUGAUGUGAACAUCAAAUUUCUCGAGGAAGAGUUGUCAAAACUCAAAAUUGUUGUGUCUGAGAGAGAUGCCCAAAUUGCAUCUCUAGGUGAACUUCAGGCUUCUGCCAAGCAUGAUGUGCUUCAAUAUCAAACGAUAUCAAAGCGAGGCAUCGCAGACAUGCAGUGGGUUAUUAAAGAUGAUUGUGGCAAUCCGAUUAGGCUACAUCAAUCUUGUGUUGAGAUGACGGAGAAGUAUUCUGAGGCAUUGACUGGAAAAAAGGUUAUUUAUUCCUUUCCUGAAGCCCAACGCCGUAUCCUGGAUCGUUUCUCCGAUAUGGUUGCUUAUAAGUACUUAUUGUUCGAGCUCUUGGAGGGGGAUAAAGUAGACGUCGAUGUGUUGAAAGAGAAAUUUUCAUCUUUGGAUGCCCUUUCCAAGUGCGAUGAUGCAAGUAGUAGUGCUUGA